UUUCAGUCGCUGCUGCAGCCCACACACGCACUUUAGCUUGUAGCUAAGUUAGCUGGUUAGCACCAGGGCAAAGCAAUCUGCAGUACAAAAAGCUAAAUUCGCAGUAUCACUAAAAAUGAGCGAUAACGGUAAAGGUUAUGGCGAGCGGGUACGUAUGAACCUUUUGAGGGGUUUGGUGGAACCGUUUUUAUGGAGCUAACGUAUACAUUAUUAGUCUGUAUUAAAGUGAAACGUUACGAGUCUUUAAAUUGUGUUGGCUAAUACUGGUUAGCUAACGUUAGCUAGCUGGCGCAAUUCCCCAGUUGAAAUCAGUUACUGGAUUUUCAGUUAUUUAAUAAAACAUAAACAUGCUCAUUUAAAUUUGAAUGUGCUAAUAUUGGAUGACUAAAAUGAGCCAUAUGGCUUAAUUUAGUUGCUCUACGUUAUUAGCGCCUGCCAAGAGCCGUUAGCUAGCUGGCUAUUGCUAGCUUGUCAACGCUAGCUAGGCCACAGGCCCUGUCUGUAAGUACGGGAAUUGCAAUACAGAUGCAGCUAACGUUAUGUGAAUCCCAACUUUAGCCAGCCAGCCAGUCAACCCAGUUAGUUUAACCAGACCCAAGCCUAUAGAUAACGUUAAUGUAAAUGAGCGUUUGGGUGUUUAUGGUUAACACAACAGCUACAUUGUCAAAUAGCGUUAUAAAAGCAGUUAGACGAGUUAAACAUCUUGUGUCAACAGUUAAUAAAACACAGCGAAAGGAAUAUAAUUUCUGUGUCAAUAUUAUGUUAACGUUAGUUCUCCAUAACACAAUCAGUAAAGUUAAUUGUUAUAUGAUAGUUACUGUAUUUUGAGACAGUAAUAGAUAACAUUUCGUUUGAGUAAUAUGAAUGAAUGUUAACAUUGCUAACAUUAAUCAUAUAAAGUUAAGUUAAUGUCAUUACGGUUUCUCAAAUUUCUGGGCGUGGCAAUUUUGUCAAGUGGCAUAUAAUGUGUUAAACAUUUAAAACCAUUUCAAACAAAAACGAACGACCUCAUGAUUUCUUCUUAUUCAUUUGCAUUGACUCGCAUAUUCAGCCCUCCACCUUAUGCCAAUUCAAAACUAACAUAUCCUUAUAUCUGCAAGCAGCAGGUUGCCAGAAAACAUGUUAUAUUCAUACCCUCUGUCAGUCAACCAGAGGGUAUGACCAGUGUGUCUGUACUUCUCACUAAACAGAGAACUAGAGUAGUAGCUAAACCCCAUAGGAGGCUUGCACAGCACUAGUAUAAUGUUCAGAUUUAAUAACAUUUCUCUGUUUGUCUGUUAUGUCUUUUAAUUUAGGCUUUUUUAAACUGCAAGUAGGCUAAAUGAACAAAACAUGGUCUACAUGAGUAGACCUAUAUAAAGUAUGUUUGUGUAUGCCACUUAAUUUAAAAUGUUUUUCUCUGUGCCAUGUCUGUUUUAUCAACGCUAGUGAUGCAGGUCAAUACAAAUGAGUGGAAGCAACAUCUUGAGGUUGUUUGGGCUUUGUUAAACUAAGAUUUAUUUUUUUUAAAUUAUGUGAUGUAAUCUUGAGUAGGUACUAUUCACAUUCAGUGGUUUGAUAUACACUUUCAUGCCUUAGAGGCCACUUGACAGAAUUAUGUCAACAGUAUCCAUUUCAGAAGGAACACAGUGUAUUUAUUGCAAAAGAAAUGGAAAGGAUAAAAUGAAUGGCAGCUCAUAUUAUUCUUUACCGUCUUGUGAAUGUGUACGCGUAUAGGACAAUAUUGUUUGUUCUGUUUUCCCAAUGCAGAUGGACUCCUGUCUGACACCCUAACGUGUCAAAACACAACGAAAAUAAAAAAAUGAUAUGUGUGUGUGUUCAUAUGCUUACCUUUCAGUACUUUUUUAAUGUUCGCAUCUAAGAUGCUUCAUACACUUAAGUCAAAGUGGCUGAUAGGACUGUGAACAGUGAAUUUAGAACCACUGAAAGUGAAAUAUUUAUAGUUAACUAACAAUAAAGAUUUGUAUUAUGUGUUCUUGAACAUUCCCAUGCAUGUCAUAAGAUCGUAAUAACACAUUAAAAGUUGAUUGAGGGUGCAGUUUUAAUUGUAGUCAUAUAUUCUUCAUCCUUUUCUUUUUCAUAAAGGUUAAGAUUGGACGAAGAAAAUGCGGAAGAAGUCUCAUGUCCACUUUAUUUUCAAUAAUAUGAAGCUCAGAUGUGUGAAGCUGAAUUAUUGAAUGCAUGCUAAAACAUGAGGAGGGAAGAAGUGUGGGCAGUGUGUGAGAUGGGGGAAGUAAGAAGAAGUAAGACAAUUGAAGAAAGAAGAAUAAUGUGAAGUAAUGAAGUUACAGAAAUGAAGUUAAGGAAGUAAUCUUGAUAAGGAGUCUCACUCUGCAUCCAGGAGCAUGAGUCCACGGGGCUCAGGGAAGUCGGCAAGCCACUCCCCGGCUCGCUCGCCUGCCCGUUCAAAAGAAGGCUCCUGCCACUCCCACUCUAAAUCUCGGUCUCGGUCCAGGUCGAAAUCUGGGUCCCAUUCUCACCGUGGCUCACGCAGACACUAUAGCCGAUCUCGGUCCCGCUCAAGGUCCUAUCGUCGCCGAUCUCACAGUAGGUCCUACAGUGGAGAGCGCAGGCGAAGGAGCCAUAGCCGCUCACCCAUGUCCAACCGCCGCAGGCACAUCGGCAACCGCGCGAAUCCAGAUCCAAACUGUUGCCUGGGCGUGUUUGGGCUGAGCUUGUACACCACAGAGAGGGAUCUGAGGGAAGUCUUCUCUAAAUACGGCCCCCUGGCGGAUGUCUGUAUUGUGUAUGACCAGCAGUCGAGGCGCUCCAGGGGCUUUUCUUUUGUUUACUUUGAGAACAAAGAGGAUGCCAAAGAGGCAAAGGAGCGAGCCAAUGGCAUGGAGCUGGAUGGUCGUAGGAUCAGGGUGGACUUCUCCAUCACAAAGAGACCUCACACCCCAACCCCUGGAAUCUACAUGGGCCGGCCCACAUAUGGUGGAGGUGGCCCAAGCGGUCCUCGGCGCUCUUCGCGUGACUAUGACCGUGUGUAUGACCGCGGAUACGACAGAGGCGGCUAUGAUCGCUAUGAUGACAGGGACUACUACAGAUCAUACAGAAGGCGAUCUCCGUCACCGUACUACAGAGGGGCUUACAGGUCUCGGUCCAGAUCACGGUCUUAUUCUCCCCGUCGCUAUUGAACGUUGCUCCUCCUCCUCCUUUCCAAGCACAGCCAGGAAGUGUUUCUGAGUGGUUUGAUUGAUUUCGGAAUAAAUUUCAGAAUAGAUCUUCUUUCUUAAAGUGAUCGUCUUCUGUUUGCUAAUGUACAUGACCAUUACAUGUGUACUGAGAUCAGUUGUGAAGCAGUGUCAUGUGACAUGACUUAAGCUGUCCCCUCAUUUUUUUUAUUUAAAUGUAUAGGAAACAUCUGUCCUAAAUAUUAUAUUAAUGUUUUGAUGGGGUUUUUGUAUACAACUUGAGAGAAAAAAGUCUUGAACAGAUUAAAAGGAAGAUGCUUUUUUUCACUUUGA
Molecule: messenger RNA, 3470 nt
Organism: Micropterus salmoides (largemouth bass)
Lineage: Eukaryota; Metazoa; Chordata; Actinopteri; Centrarchiformes; Centrarchidae
Gene: tra2b
Product: transformer 2 beta homolog
Exons: 8
Coding region: 2346-3140 (264 amino acids)
Biological process (GO): positive regulation of mRNA splicing, via spliceosome
Cellular component (GO): spliceosomal complex
Molecular function (GO): RNA binding
Source: RefSeq, a predicted model, not a curated record